Molecule: messenger RNA, 1100 nt
Organism: Alternaria alternata
Lineage: Eukaryota; Fungi; Ascomycota; Dothideomycetes; Pleosporales; Pleosporaceae
Exons: 1
Coding region: 22-975 (317 amino acids)
Source: RefSeq, a predicted model, not a curated record
UCUUGGUAUGAUGCUGUCUUGAUGUACGACCUGGAUGCUACAAUCGCGCUGCUCAUAUGUACAUGCUCAAAUCUCGCGUCGCUUCAUCUAGGGUUCCACAUUGGCGACGACGUAGUAUUUAUCCCUAGGCUCUUAUGGUCCCUACCUUCCAUCGAAGGCACAAAACAAUUUCCAAGAUGUGGCAACCUUCGAAAGAUAACUUUGGGAUAUACGCGUAUUAUUGAUGAGGACGAAGAAGAGUCUGACAUGUGGAGUCGGAUUGACUGGCUGCAUCCACAUUUAGACUGGAGGGGGUAUUGGGCUUUCUUCUGGUGUCCAAUAAUCCAGACCAUCGAGAUGAAUUUGAUGGAUGAGGUUGCUCACGAGGGAUUCCAGAUGAUGGAAUUCCCACCUCUCUGCUCAAAGCUGACGACUUUGAGGCUCUACGAGUCUUCCGUAACGCCAGACACACUGGCCAAACUGCUAUCUUAUACACCUGCUCUCAAAACAUUGGACUACGAGUACUGGACUACUCAUGAAGACUCGCUGGACUGUGGGUCGCUCAACGCAGCUUUUGAUGUCGUUAAAAGUACCUUGGAACAUUUGAGAUUUGUCUCUCAAAUGAAAUCGCCUACCGUGUAUGAAGACAGCCUCGUAAGCGGCAUGUGUAAUUUUCACGACUUUCCUGUGCUUUCCUCCCUUCAACUCCCGCCAGCCGUACUACUAGGCUGCAGACCUUUCUCUGCGCCCAGGCUAGAGGAAUCCAUACCAUCAAGCAUGAAGAAACUCUGCUUUACCGAUGACUUCUUUGGCGACGCCUGGGGCGCGGAAGAGUUGACAUCGGUCUUGAACGACUUUGUUGAAGGCGAUUGGGGAGCUUCAGCCCCCCAGCUCCAGCAGAUAUACGUCGCAAUUGAUAGGGAGUGGCUUGGUGAGGCUGAAGAUGAUUGUCUGCGGAAGUUGUGCGAGGAGAACGGAUUGAAGUACGAGCUCUAGACAUUGUCGACAAUAGACAUGGCAGCAAAAUUAAGGCUUUUGCAUCUGCGAUACAUACGACCAAUGUCGGGGGUUCCGAGGCAAGAACGCCGAAGCCGAAACGAUACGAGACGUUAAUGCAGUUG